Molecule: messenger RNA, 759 nt
Organism: Emiliania huxleyi CCMP1516
Lineage: Eukaryota; Haptophyta; Isochrysidales; Noelaerhabdaceae
Exons: 3
Coding region: 1-759 (252 amino acids)
Source: RefSeq, a predicted model, not a curated record
AUGUGCUAUGAGCGGGCCGCGGUGGACGCCGCCGAGCAGAUCGACAGGGAGCGGGAGGAGGAGGAGGAGCUAAUGUACUUUCAGGAGCCCCAGCAGCUGCUCGACCGCUUCACUGCGCUCGAAGAGUCCAACCUCUUCCUGAUCCAAAACUCGCAGGAGACGGAGGAGGCGCUCGAGGAGCUCAAGGUGAAGCUGCAAGUCGCGCAGGCCAAGAUGGUGGACGACGCGGCUGGCCUACAGGGCCAGAUCGACAGCUUGGCGGGCCAAGUGGCGGCGGAGGAGGAGAAGCGACGCGGCCUCGCCGAGAGGAGCGGCGCCGGCGGGGGCACGCAGGAGCAAACCUUGCACGAGCUCAACCAAAAGGUGGCGGAGGUGUACAAGGCCAUCUUCUCCGAGAGCGACAACUCGCUCGGGACGCUGCAGAUGCUGACCAACAUCGAGUCGCGCCUGGAGGAGCUGCUCGCGGCCAUCGACACGAUGCCGCAAGAUGAGGUGGAGGCGGCGCAGCGCCAAAAGGAGAAGGAGCGACGGGAGAGGGUGCGCAAGGUGAAGCAGGCGGAGGCGGCCAAGGCUGCGGAGGAGCGCAUCCAGCGGGCCAUCCGGCGCUCGCAGGAGCCGGUUGCGCGGCGCACGGGCAAGCCAAUCAUGUUCAGGUCGUACUUACCGCAGAGCAAGCCGAAGGAGGCUGUGGCGGAGAAGCUUGAGACGGGGCCGGAGAAACUUGAGACCGACCUCGAUUUCUACUUGAACUUGCCGUGA